Messenger RNA from Cylas formicarius (sweet potato weevil), 1381 nucleotides. RefSeq names its product pyridoxal kinase. The transcript has a single exon. Gene Ontology annotation, cellular component: cytosol. The record is from RefSeq and is a predicted model, not a curated record. Lineage: Eukaryota; Metazoa; Arthropoda; Insecta; Coleoptera; Brentidae. Gene Ontology annotation, molecular function: pyridoxal kinase activity. Gene Ontology annotation, biological process: pyridoxal 5'-phosphate salvage. Bases 266 to 1153 code for a protein of 295 amino acids.
GUUGUUUAUGCACAUUAGCAUGAGCAAAGUCUGUAGCCAAAGAUAAGGAAAGAAACUCAUAUAUCGCUGAUAUUAGCUCACUCAAGGCCACUGACGUACUUAAGUUAGGGUUAAGGUCAGCUGAUUAAUCCUAUGGCAAUAAUGAAAAACAGAACUAGUUUUUCUUUUACAAGAUUCCACAUAAAAAUUCAUAAUAGUUUUUUUUAAUUGUUUUUGGUAUUUUAUUCGUGGAUAGUAGCUGCCCGAGAGGUAAGACAGUCGUGUCAUGGAGUCUCCCAGAGUGCUUUCCAUUCAAAGCCACGUAGUUUCCGGGUAUGUUGGGAAUAAAAGCUCUGUAUUUCCCAUGCAACUUUUGGGAUUUGAAGUCGACAUAAUCAAUUCCGUGCAAUUUUCUAAUCACACGGGCUAUAAAUCCGUUAAGGGGCAGGUGUUGACAGAGAAAGAGCUUUCAGAUUUAAUAUUAGGCUUGAGCGAAAAUGAUAUUGACCACUACACACAUUUGCUUACUGGCUACAUUGGAUCUCCUAGUUUUUUAAGAGAAAUUAUUAACUUAUACAAACAGGUGAAGAGCAAAAAUCCUGAUGUGAUAUAUGUUUGCGAUCCUGUUAUGGGUGAUAAUGGCAAACUCUAUGUUCCUACUGAAUUAAUUCCAAUUUAUAAGAAUUCCAUUGUACCGCUGGCGGACAUCCUCACUCCGAAUUUGUUUGAAACUGAGCUGUUAACUGACAUGAAAAUAAAUACUGUCACCGAUGUUUGGGCUGCUAUUAAGACACUACAUGAAAGAGGUUGUAAAACAGUGGUUAUAUCAUCUGCAGAACUAGCAUCAGCUGCCAAUAAACUCUGUAUUUUUGGAAGCAGUGUAAAAUCCACUCCUGUUAAACUUACAUUGGAGGUUAUUAAACUUCCUGCUUUAUUUACCGGUUCUGGAGACCUUUUCACAGCCUUGCUGAUGUCCUUUUUGCACAUAAGUAAUGGAAACUUAAAGGAUUCUAUCGAAAAAACUGUGGCUGCUCUUCAGGCAGUUUUGACCCGCACAUUGGACCAGUUUAGGGGCAAAGAAUUAAAACCUCAAAAUAUGGAACUUAAGUUGAUACAGAGUCGAGAUGAUAUACUUAAUCCAAAGAUUGUUUACAGAGCCACUGUAGAGGAUUAGUUGAUUUUCUAGUUAAGACUUUUAAUUAUAUUAAUAUAUGUUAAAUUAUAUCCAUGACUAGAAGAAUAUUCUUUCCCAUGGUGGGACAACUAGCAUUAUGUGUUGUUAAUUUUUUUUUUUUUGCAAAAUCAUAUUAAUUAUUAUUUAGACAAUUGUUAGUUGCAUUUUUAGCCUAUUCCUUAAUGACAAUAAAAAAUGUGUCUUGUAAUUUCAAUUUCAUUUUUAAAG